AUGGGCCGUUUCUCUGCACUUACCAUUAUCGCUGGACUGUUGGGUGUAACGUCUGCUGCACCAACCAAGGUCGACCUCGCACCAAGAUGUGGGACUACCUACUAUCCAACAAUCCUGCAGCAACUCGUCGAGUCUGACCCGGACACUGUCUACCCCAACAAUGAUAACUUCCAUGUCCAAAGAAAAGUUGUCAACGGCGCCCUUAGUGACCGAGUCUACCAGUUCGUGGGCUUCGAAGGCAUCCCAGCAGGUUCGUAUGGGUGCCAACUUGCUAUCACAUUCCCGCAGUCAUACCCCGUCACCACUGAGCCCGCAGACUAUAACGUCCAGAUGAACGUCACCACGGCGCUCAACGGCUUGUCUAGCGAGGUCACAUACCCAAAUGCCUUCACCUGGAACAACUGGCCGGCUCUAGGCACAGGGCUCUUUGGCACAGUUACUGCGGCUGCUGGCUCCACGGCCGUCAUCAACUCCGAGGCAUGUCCACCAGGCGGCGGUAACUUGGCUUUCUUAUUCGAGGUGUCUCGGUGGGUGGAGAUAACUUCGAGUGUUGAUUUUACCCAGAGCAACAGUCCGCUGGCAGGUGUUUACCUGACAGCGAACUGCUAA
Molecule: messenger RNA, 609 nt
Organism: Phaeoacremonium minimum UCRPA7
Lineage: Eukaryota; Fungi; Ascomycota; Sordariomycetes; Togniniales; Togniniaceae
Exons: 1
Coding region: 1-609 (202 amino acids)
Source: RefSeq, a predicted model, not a curated record